AUGCUGAGUCACAGGCAGCGCCUCGGAAAGCACGGACGAGCCACAUGCAGGGAAACUUGCACGUGUGGUUCUGGCCGGGUACCCCGGUAUACUGUACUAAUAUGUGUAGGUCCCCGUAAUUCGAGUGAGAUUGUCAUGGCGCAAAAGCAGAUAUGGUCCGGUAUUCCCUUGUUCCCUGUAUUGGUUAUGUUCUUUAUUUCUCGUCUAGCAGAAACUAAUCGAGCUCCGUUUGAUCUCCCAGAAGCGGAAGCUGAAUCAGUUGCAGGCUAUAAUGUAGAAUAUGCGCGGGAUGCGAUCCUUAAUAGUUCACUGUUGGCGGAAGCCAAUGUCCCGGGGUCCCGGGGACUCAUUCUGACUGAAACAAGGGGCGGGUCUUUACCAACUUCAAAAUAUUCGAUUUUAGGGAAGCCAAAAAAGGGGCUUUCUGCCUUGUUAUCAAUAAGGGAGGUGGUUAAAGCAAACUCCCUCCUUGGAGGAGCUCGGGCUUAG
Fraxinus pennsylvanica is the source of this 489-nucleotide messenger RNA. NCBI's taxonomy places the organism in Eukaryota, Viridiplantae, Streptophyta, Magnoliopsida, Lamiales, Oleaceae. The record is from the annotation of a GenBank genome assembly.